Messenger RNA from Caenorhabditis remanei, 714 nucleotides. RefSeq lists its product as uncharacterized. The transcript has 3 exons. The coding region runs from base 1 to 714 and encodes 237 amino acids. NCBI's taxonomy places the organism in Eukaryota, Metazoa, Nematoda, Chromadorea, Rhabditida, Rhabditidae. The record is from RefSeq and is a predicted model, not a curated record.
AUGACUAUUGUCUCCAAGAUGAACCCUCCAAACAAGCCGGCUGCAAUCGUUGUUGAUGAAUGCACUCCAUCUGGAGAGGAGAAACCAACCAUCCCAACUCCGCGUAUCAAGGCGAUCAUGAUCACCAAAGCUUCUCCAAGACGUCGUAGACAACAACAGCAACGUCGUCAAAUUUCGACUGUUCGAGCCAGCGCAAGCCUCACAAUGUUCAUCGCCGUCGUUGUUCUCAUAGACGUCUACGCUGUGCUCACUACUGACCCAGACUGCCCAGGCCCAUUGACCCAAUUCACCGGACUUCAUCCAACUUUCAACAUCUACAUGCUCAUCGUUCUUCACAUGAUGACUCUGUUCGGUGGAUUGUCCAAGACUGUCAACGGAUGCCGUCUCGCUAUGGGAAUCGCUUGGAUGUUCUUCCUCAUAUCGGUUGUCCUCCUCGUGUUCGUCCCGGCAUUCCUUGGCAGCUACGUUGCGUCAGGACUUGCUCCAGUUCAAAACAUCACUCUUCGCGCCGACAACACUGCUCAAGACCGUUUCCAAACUGCUUUCUACAUGGCGAUUGGUGGUCAACUCUUUGUUUUCCUCCUCUUCAUGUGCACAAUCUUCCAAUUGACUCUCGUCGGAGAACUCCUCGCUGAAUCCCACGUCAUUGAAAUGGCUGCCCGCUACGCAAGAGCUGGAGUUGAAAUAGGAGGCGACUUCCACCAUUCUCCAUAA